CGAAGUGGGCGGAGACACGCCGCGGGCAAAAAAGUGUGUUUAUUAAAGCAGAGCAGGGCAGGCGGCGCGCGCCUCUCCCAGCCCCGCCCCCUCCGUGCGUGUUUUUGUCCGAUUCCGUUCCGUUCCCUUUUCUAAUGGUGUCCUUCCGCUGACGCGUCUUUUUUUUUUUUCUUAUUUAUUCUUUAAUUGCCGUUAUUACUGACCGACGUCGUGGGGGAGUCGAUCGUUUGGAUGCGGGUUUGACCACCGUGUUCCUCCCGAAACGCAGCGUGACAUGUCGGAGUCGAACCUGCAGGGGUCUUGGGUGGAGCUGCACUUCAGCAACGGCAGCGGCGGCGAUGGCCCAGCCGGGGGAGAGGAGCAGGUGUCCGCCUCCGCUCACGGUGGCGACAUGGAGAAGAUGCUGCUGGAGGCGCAGCACGAGUCCGGCCGGAGCAGCUCGAGAGGAAGUCUCCCUUGUGACAGUCCCCCGCGACCCCAGACUCCUCUGCAGGCUCAGAGAGGCUCUGAGACACAGAGCACUGGAGAGAGGAACAGCUUUCAGUCUGAAGAAGACUACCUUGAAAGACGGCAAGAGGUGGAGACUCUAAUGAAGAAAAAUGCCGACUGGAUCUGGGACUGGUCGAGUCGUCCGGAGAACUUACCUCCCAAAGAGUUCUUGUUCAAGCACCCCAAGCGGUGCAGCACCCUCAGCAUGAGGAACACCAGAGUAAUGAAGAAGGGAGGCCUUUUCUCAGCUGAGUUCCUCAAGUUCUUCCUUCCCUCCCUACUCAUCUCCCACAUACUGGCUGUGGGUCUCGGGGUCUACAUUGGAAGACGUCUUGCGACCCCAACCAGCACCUUGUAGACGCGUGCAAGACGCCGUCUCCUCAGCUUAUGACGCCCCAGUGAUGCUUCCUUAGACGCUAAUAGGCAUCGUGCCCCCCCAGUGCCCCCUGGCCUUGCAGCGCUUGCGUCCUUGUGCAUUUCCGUUGCCCCAGCUUACCGUUCUGUGUUGUUAGAGCCGCCGCCAUCCAGCUGCGCCGUACGUGUCCCUUCGCUUCUGCCUUCCCACCGCUGUGCCGCUAGGAUGUGUCGAGUGUUGGCUUCAGAGCUGCCAUCCACCGCUCGCAUUUACUGUGAACAGUUGAGUUUUUCUUCAGAGCGAAAAUGCAACAAAGGGAUGCAAGACAUGUUGGUGUUCGAUUCUAAAGGGCAUUUCGGAGGUUAAACUGCACAGGGAGAGAGGAAAGGAAACAAUAUUGAUUAUAUAUUUAUCUACUGUCAGUUUUUACACAUUGGGGUAUACUGGAGCCUUGCAGGUACUUUGCUCAAAGUUAACUGUAAUUUUCAGGGUGACUCAUGAAGAGUUUGUUCUUUCGGCACUGCUGUACCACUCUUCACAUACUGUCCUCAGAGUUGCUUCUUGUGAACCUGCCAGAGAACACAGAAUAUGUUCACACACACACACACACACACAUAGAUGAAUGUAAAGGGGGAUGUAAAACAAACUGAGAAACCAAAGGGUUACAGUUUAAACAGUUAUGGAGAUGACGAUCAUGGUAAUUAUGACAUGCAUAUGAUAACAGUUCACCAAAAAAAAUUGUUUGAAUGUUAACAUCUGUAUAGAUUUAAAUAGGAAGAAUGAGUCAGUGUAAAAAGAAAAAAGAAAAAAAAAAAUCACUUAUUGUAGCAGUACAGGUCAAACUAAUCUUUUAGACAUGUAAUGUUUCAGUGGUUUUGUAGGAUCAAUGGGAAAUGUAACUGUUUUGGUGUAAAUAAAUCAAUUCACCUGGAUUGAUUUUUUUGCAUGUUUCUAAUGCCUGAAUUCCUACAGAAUUAAAAUAUUUAUUUCAACCCUUGAAA
Molecule: messenger RNA, 1845 nt
Organism: Scleropages formosus (Asian bonytongue)
Lineage: Eukaryota; Metazoa; Chordata; Actinopteri; Osteoglossiformes; Osteoglossidae
Gene: bnip3
Product: BCL2 interacting protein 3
Exons: 6
Coding region: 275-847 (190 amino acids)
Biological process (GO): positive regulation of apoptotic process; mitochondrial outer membrane permeabilization
Cellular component (GO): nuclear envelope; mitochondrial envelope; mitochondrial outer membrane
Source: RefSeq, a predicted model, not a curated record